This is a messenger RNA of Didymosphaeria variabile, 2952 nucleotides long. It is a transcript of the gene PRP16, whose product is annotated as DEAH-box RNA helicase prp16. Gene Ontology annotation, biological process: mRNA splicing, via spliceosome. The transcript has a single exon. Gene Ontology annotation, cellular component: intracellular anatomical structure; spliceosomal complex. Gene Ontology annotation, molecular function: RNA binding; ATP binding. NCBI's taxonomy places the organism in Eukaryota, Fungi, Ascomycota, Dothideomycetes, Pleosporales, Didymosphaeriaceae. The record is from RefSeq and is a predicted model, not a curated record. Bases 1 to 2952 code for a protein of 983 amino acids.
AUGGACCGUCGACAUAGCCCCAAACGUCGCAAGCUCGACAACGAGGAAUUCUCGGUAGCUCCACGGCCCAAAUUCCAGAAGCGAAUGCACAGAGACUCACCCGCAUCAUCACGAUCGCAUACUCCAAGGCCCCGCGAGGAUGGCAGCACACCACACCAGAAAUCCUUCGAUGGGCCUGAAGCCAUGGUGGAGGACUUCGACUCGAUGGCGCUGGAUCGAGACUGGUACGGCGGAGAAGAGAAUGGACACACCUUUGGCGAUGACACGCACAAUCCGUUUGGCGGGGCAGAGAGCACAUGGCAAGACGCGCAGAGAGAGGCGGCGCUUACUGAGAAAAAGCAGAAUAGCAGGCAAAGCGCAAGAGCGGUACAGAAGCAGAAGGAUGUGGAUGCAUGGGAGACUAACCGGAUGCUCCAAUCUGGUGUGGCUCAAAGAAGGACUUACGAUACCGAUUUUGAUGACGAUAACGAAUCGACACGAAUUCACAUUCUGGUUCAUGAUCUGAAGCCACCUUUUCUGGACGGAAAGAGGGUCUUCACCAAGCAGAUAGACCCUGUACCAGCAGUUCGUGACCCCCAAAGCGAUAUGGCAGUGUUUAGUCGAAGAGGAAGUCGGGUUGUGAAGGAAAAGCGGCAACAGAAAGAGAGAACCAAGCAAGCGCAAGAGGCUACGAAUGUCAAGGGCACUACACUAGGUAACAUCAUGGGCGUAAAAGAGGAUGACGCAGAUAGUGCAGCGCCUGCUCCAGGAGUAGAAGAAGGAGAGAACAAGGGCGGCAAUAAGUUUGCCCAGCACCUCAAAAGCAACGAAGGUCAGUCGGCCUUCAGUAAGAGCAAGACGCUGCGAGAGCAGCGGCAGUAUCUCCCAGCAUUUGCAGUACGUGAAGAUUUACUCCGCGUAAUACGCGAUAACCAGGUCAUCAUUGUCGUUGGUCAAACAGGAUCUGGAAAAACGACGCAGCUCACCCAAUUCCUCUACGAAGACGGGUAUGCGGACCAUGGCUUGAUCGGCUGCACACAACCGCGACGUGUCGCUGCCAUGAGCGUUGCGAAACGUGUGAGCGAAGAGAUGGAGGUCAAGCUCGGUGGAACGGUCGGAUAUGCUAUUCGUUUCGAGGACUGCACUAGCAAGGACACCAAGAUCAAGUACAUGACAGACGGCGUGCUGUUGCGAGAGUCACUGAACGAGCCGGACCUCGACCGAUACUCUUGUAUCAUCAUGGAUGAAGCCCACGAACGGGCCCUCAACACUGACGUGCUCAUGGGCCUCAUCAAGAAGGUCUUGUCUCGAAGGCGCGACCUCAAGCUCAUCGUCACCUCUGCAACUAUGAAUUCGGAGCGCUUCUCGCGAUUCUACGGUGGAGCACCGGAGUUCAUUAUUCCGGGACGGACAUUCCCUGUCGACAUACAGUACUCGAGGUCUCCGUGCGAAGACUACGUCGACAGCGCAGUCAAGCAGGUCUUGGCUAUCCACGUAUCUCAAGGUCCUGGCGAUAUCCUAGUCUUCAUGACCGGUCAAGAAGACAUCGAGAUAACCUGCGAGCUUGUUGCGGAAAGGUUGAAAUUGCUCAACGAUCCGCCCAAGCUGAGCAUUCUACCUAUCUACAGUCAGAUGCCUGCAGACCUACAAGCCAAAAUCUUCGACCGUGCUGCUCCUGGAGUCCGCAAAGUCAUCGUUGCAACCAACAUCGCAGAAACAAGUUUAACUGUCGACGGCAUUAUGUACGUAGUCGACGCCGGUUUCUCCAAGUUGAAGGUUUACAACCCCAAAAUGGGCAUGGACACCCUUCAAAUCACACCAAUUUCACAAGCGAAUGCUUCACAGAGAGCUGGAAGAGCUGGACGUACAGGGCCGGGAAAGUCCUUCCAUCUCUACACUGAGAGAGCCUUUCGUGACGAGUUCUACAUUCAAACAAUCCCAGAGAUUCAGCGUACGAACCUCGCCAACACGGUCCUUCUACUCAAGUCGCUGGGUGUGAAGGAUUUGCUGGACUUCGACUUCAUGGACCCGCCGCCUCAAGAUACAAUCACCACAUCUUUGUUCGACCUCUGGGCCUUGGGCGCACUCGACAACAUCGGCGAUCUCACACCCCUGGGCCGCACCAUGACAGCCUUCCCAAUGGACCCCUCGCUUGCCAAACUCAUCAUCACGGCAGUAGAAUACGAAUGCAGCGAAGAGAUGCUAACAAUCGUAUCCAUGCUCUCCGUCCCAAGCGUCUUCUACCGCCCCAAAGAGCGCCAAGAAGAAUCCGACGCCGCGCGCGAAAAGUUCUUCGUCCCCGAAUCCGACCACCUCACCCUCCUACACGUCUACACCCAAUGGAAAGUAAACGGCUUCUCGGACGGCUGGUGCGUCCGGCACUUCCUGCACCCCAAGGCGCUCCGCCGCGCAAAGGAAAUCAGAGACCAGCUCCUCGACAUCAUGAAGAUGCAGAAGAUGGACCUCGUGAGUUGCGGCACGGAUUGGGACGUUAUUCGCAAGUGUAUCUGCUCCGGGUACUACCAUCAAGCUGCCAAGGUUAAGGGCAUCGGCGAGUAUAUUAAUCUCCGCACGAGUGUGACUAUUCAGUUGCAUCCUACGUCUGCGCUGUAUGGGUUGGGAUAUUUACCUGAUUACGUGGUGUACCAUGAGCUUAUCCUCACGAGCAAGGAGUACAUGUCAUGCGUUACGUCUGUCGAUCCGCACUGGCUUGCGGACUUGGGGGCCGUGUUCUACUCCAUUAAGGAAAAGGGGUACUCGGCGAGGGAUAAGCGUGUCACUGAGACGGAGUUUAAUCGUAAGGCGGAGCUGGAAGCCCAGAUGGCGGUGGAUAAAGAGAGGGAGGAGCGGAGGCUGGCGGAGGAAGAGGCCGGGCCGGUGAUUAAGAGGCCGGGCGUGGGUGCUAAGAAGGCUCAGGUGGAUGGUGUGGUUAAGAAGCCGAUGCUAGGGAAGGGGAGGCGGCGAGGGUUUUAG